Cuscuta campestris is the source of this 2024-nucleotide messenger RNA. The record is from the annotation of a GenBank genome assembly. Lineage: Eukaryota; Viridiplantae; Streptophyta; Magnoliopsida; Solanales; Convolvulaceae.
GCCUGCGUGUCGUGCCUCAUCUCUAUACUCUGGAUGCAAUUCUCUUCUUUACCUCAAAUAUUCUUUUCUCUCGAAAAUUAUAAGAAGAUAAGAAGACGAAGUCCGUUCGUGAUAGAGAAUCCUAAGGAAGACGUGAUGGGCCGGAGAUAGAGAUCUCUUGAUCAAGGCGUUGUCGUUUGUUUUUCUUUAGGAGCCACAAUCAUUUCACGUUUACUUAUUAUGCAUGUGAUGUAUGAUUGAAUGUAUGCAUGUAUGUGAUUUUCGCUAGUGCAUACGCGCGGUGUAUGCCAUAGACAAGACUGCGUUACAAAUCCCUCAUAAUUUUAAGUCUAUGCCACCCCGACGCCCCGUCACUCGUCAAACCCAAUUUAGAUCGGUAACGGACUCACCCAAGUGAGAUGCCCGGUUUACGUUGGUUAGGCGCGAAACCCGUAACUAGGGUACUGACUCGCCCCGGGUUAGUCUUAACUAAGUCUUGGUCAUAAGGAUGAGAGACUUAGGGCACUGCGGUAGGAUCAAUAAAUAAAAUCAGAUCAUCCAACCAGAGUUGUAAAUUGUUACAAUUGGAAUUUAUUCCUACGAGAAAUAAUUUAACUGUAGGGCAAGAUGCAAAGCACAACUAUAGUUAAAUGAAAUAUGGAUCUGGCCCAAUUAAGAAUUUUAUUUAAAAGAAUCCAUCGAACCAAGAGUUGUAAUAACGAUUGCAAUUAGAAUGAAUUCCUACCUAAAUAAUUUAACUGUAGGGCAAGAUGCAAAGCACAACUAUAGUUAAAUAAAAUAUGGAUCUUGGCCCGCUAGGGUAUUCUUCAAAUAGAAACCCCAAGUCAAUAAGUUUCGUACCUGAGGGUAGUUGACUUGUUAGAAAUAGUGGGAGAGUAUUUAAUAAAGACCUAUUAGAUACUUAAUUCAUGAUAAUAACUACCUUCGCAAAAUUCUGUAGAUGGCAAACAACAACACAAACAACCUCGCCCUGCGUUCCAUUCUGGAUAAAGAUAAAUUGAACGGAACAAACUUUGUUGACUGGCAACGCAAUCUCUCCAUUGUUCUCCGCAUGGAUGAGAAAGAGUAUGUGCUCGAAAAGCCCAUUCCUCCUGCCCCUCCCGCUAACGCCCCGAAAGCGGUCAAAGAUGCCUACGAGAAACACGUUAAGGAUGAUAACCAGGUUAGCUGUGUCAUGCUGGCUACCAUGAUACCCGAGCUGCAAAAACAGCACGAGGACAUGAAGGCCCACGAGAUGAUCGUGGCCUUGCGGCAGCUAUACCAGGGGCAAUCCAGGCAUGAACGUUUUCUCGUGAGUAAGGCUCUCUUUAGUUGCAAGCUCUAUUCAGGGAACCCGGUCGGUCCACACGUUCUCAAAAUGAUUGGUUACAUAACCAAUCUGGAGAAACUCGGGUUCUCCUUGCAGAAGGAGCUGGCAACGGACCUGAUCCUGCAGUCGCUCCCUGAGCUGUAUAAAGGUUUUGUCAUGAACUACAUGAUGCAUGAUCUUGACAAACCCCUUCCGGAGCUUCUUAAAAUGCUCCAGACUGCAGAGGAGAACCUUACUAAGGGCAAGAGUGCUUCCGUCCUUAUGGUCCAAGGCAGAAAGGGGAAGCCGAAGAAGGGGAUUAGGAUUAAGGCUAGGACGGUCGGAAAGCCUAAAUCGAAGUCCACUUCAUCUGCAACCCAAAAACCCAUAGGAGGAGUUGCAAAGGGCAAAUGUCAUCACUAUGGUAAGGCAGGCCACUAGAGAAGAAACUGCAAGACAUACCUCGCAACCAAGAAAAAGGAAGGUACGCCCAUUUCUUCUGAGGUGUAUGUUAUAGAAGUUAACAUGUCUAUAUCUUCAUCAUGGGUACUAGAUACUGGAUGUGGGUCUCAUAUCUGUACUACCAUGCAGGGACUGAAGCAGAGUAGACGGUUAGCUCGAGGCGAGAUUGAACCUUGAGUCGGCAAUGGUGCACCUGUUGCAGCUUUGGCAAUCGGAACUUAUAGUUUAGUCUUGUCUAGAGGUCUAAUGUUGGAAUUAAAUGAUUGCUUGUACG